This is a messenger RNA of Melanotaenia boesemani (Boeseman's rainbowfish), 2139 nucleotides long. It is a transcript of the gene ptges, whose product is annotated as prostaglandin E synthase. Gene Ontology annotation, molecular function: prostaglandin-E synthase activity. The record is from RefSeq and is a predicted model, not a curated record. The transcript has 3 exons. Gene Ontology annotation, cellular component: membrane. Lineage: Eukaryota; Metazoa; Chordata; Actinopteri; Atheriniformes; Melanotaeniidae. Bases 1155 to 1595 code for a protein of 146 amino acids. Gene Ontology annotation, biological process: prostaglandin biosynthetic process.
CUCACCCGCGACCCGUAAUGGAAUAAGCGGUCAAGAUAAUGAAUGAAUGAAUGUCAGAUUGUAUAUAAAAUGUUGGUUUACAAUAUUUGCAAAUAGUUGGAUUAUACUUCUAGUUACAUUUUACAGUGUUCCAGCUUCUACUUUCAGAGAUUUAAGUUCCACAUCUACUUUGUAAUAUGUAUGUAUUUGAGGGAAAUGUCAAAUAUGUGCUUCCUUUCCCUUUUUUUAAGUUGCCUUCAACAUUUUUGUGUAGUUUAUACUAAAGCAAUGUUUACAUUUCUUGAAUUACAUCUCAGAAAAAUAUAUGGUUGCAUAUUUCACAAUUAAAAUACAGUUGGUUUCCUGUGUGGAACCAACAGUGUUGAGCAAUUAUGCUACCAGAUCCACUACAAUCCAGUCUGGAGCGGAAAUUUUCUGUGUUUUGUAACCAACCUCACAACUCAUGUUUUGCCAGCAGACUCGCAUGAAAUCAUUUUGUCAGUAUGAUCAUCAGAGUAAAUGUGUUGGCAUGAGACAUCAGAGUGUCAGAGUGAGCAACCGGAUAUUGCAUUACACACAUGUUAACAGCUUUACAUUCUGCUCUACUGUAUUUAAUAUGUCCUAUAGGUGAAAGUGUACUUUAAACAGUACAGAGGACAGAGAAUAACAGUCUUUUUUAUACGGAAAAGUACAAAAACAUCACAUUCUUGUGUUAAGCCAUGGGCAAUGCAGUUUUGACCUCGUUUUGCAUUUUUGUUUGUGGAUGAGUCUUUGAUUUAAAAAAGAAGAGAAGUAGAAAAAAAAGUCGAUUUGUACUCUAUUCCAUCCAAUAUGAAGGAUGUCAGGAAACACAUUACAAAUGCAGCUAACACAACAUCAGCAAUAAUGAUUAAUCCUGUACUAUUUGGUUUUUUCCUUCAUUGCGCACGUGAAGUGUUGCCUCGGGGAGCAUUUUCUUUCUUGCGUUCAGUCUGGAAAUCCACAUUGGACGCAUGAAUGAAACAUUUCCGGCUUGUUCAACCUGUCAUCAUCAUCUUGGUUAGUGGGAGGAGGCAUCACCGACUGGAGACUAAAAAAGCCCCCAGUUCGGGUUCACUGUCACUUUCAGCAGGAAAGCAACUUCGGAGUUCCUCUUUGAUUUCACUGUGGCUCACUGGAGUUUCAAAACGUCAGUCAUGAUAAGCAACGAAGUUUUCUCCUGUUUUGUCUUCUACGCCGUUCUUCUGGUGAUUAAAAUGUAUGUUAUAGCGAUUAUAACGGGGCAAGUGAGACUGCGUAAGAAGGCUUUUGCAAAUCCUGAGGACUCGUUGAGACACGGAGGUUUACAGUUUCACAGACAAGAUCCGUAUGUGGAAAGGUGCCGAAGGGCUCAUAAUAACGACAUGGAAAACAUCUUUCCCUUUCUCUUCCUGGGUGCUGUGUACUCCCUGACUGGACCUUCGCUGUCAGCGGCCCGCCUUCAUUUUCUUGUCUUCUUUUUGGGUCGUGUGCUGCACAGCAUUGCAUACCUGUUUGCCCUGCAAGCCCCCACCCGCUCUGUGGCCUACACUGUUGCACAGAUACCAUGUGUUUCCAUGGCCGUGCAGAUCCUAAUGACAGUCGCAGCAUAUGCAUGAAUACUGGACUAAAGGGUUGAACAUGGAGUGGCAAAAGUUUGCUGCCAUGGCUUUGAUUUGUGACUUGUGUCAUUUGAAGAAAAAAAAAAACAAAAAACAAAAACAAGAGGGCUUCCUGAGGGACCUUCAGGAAAGACAGUGGGAGUGCAAUAUGAGGUGUGUGAGCACACCAGAGGUUUUUUUUUUGUGGAAAUCUGUCAGUAUUUUUAUUGUUAUUAUUAGAAUCUUAAUAUAUUUAAAGUGUGAUGCUUGAUACCAUAGACUGUACUCUUGUAUUUAAGAUGCAAAUGAAGGUUUUUGACAUCUGUUGAAAUCUGAAACUCACUGACAGACCGUUGUAAACUUAUAGCCACUUUGGGAAUAUUUUCCAACUGAGCUGCACUGUAUGUUGAUCAUUAACCUCCUCUGUGUUUAUACACAGCACAGACCACCAUUCAUGUGGUUUCAUAUCCUCAUUGUGGCUUUGUUUCCUGUGUGGAUAUUCCAUCUGUUGUGUUAACAUGUGUUUGGGUGCUAUGUUUAAUAAAAGCUUAAUGGAUCCUGA